GCUUGCUGGCACACCACACCGCACAUCUACCACCGCGUGUCGCUCGUAUCAACAACAAACCCCAUAAACGGCUGGCGGCGGGGAUAAUCCAACCUCCUUUUUUCCAAUGAAACAAGAGCAGCCGGACAAGGUAAUUCUUGGUGGUUGCCUCUUUGCGUCGUGCGAUGGCAUCGAUCAACCAACCAACAUCUUUCUACCCCUUCCCACUGCAACCUCACCCUUCCCACCUAUUCGGAUGACAGUCCCUACGACUAGUGGCCAAGACAGAGAAAUCCAACCGCCAGAAAAGUCUGCGGUGGCGAGCCUUGGCGAACCAAGCUCGCGCUGCUCAGUCGCGUCGCUACCACUUCUCCACCUAUACCCUGUCCCUGCCCUGCCCUCCCGGUGCUUCACCCACAACGACAAUCGCUGCCAAAGUAGAAGCGUCGCUCCCGGUAGCACCGUUAGCCUCGCUAUCCACCAAGAUAGUCGAGACGGCGGGCGAGCAGCAUCACCGAGGCUUUCCUUGUGAGCCUGUCGCCACACGCCGUUUCCAAAUUGCCAUAUCUCUCUGCGCCAGUUGGAUCUUCGUACACGCGCCGAGCAUUUACGACCGCUUUAUAUACCGUCUUUGCGCCCUACCGAACCGUCGCAUCUACCCUGUCUACUGUAGACUACCCAUCUACAGCACCGGUCCCGGCUGCACGCGCACCCACCGAGCAUCCG
This is a messenger RNA of Tilletiaria anomala UBC 951, 705 nucleotides long. RefSeq lists its product as uncharacterized. The transcript has a single exon. The record is from RefSeq and is a predicted model, not a curated record. The coding region runs from base 107 to 511 and encodes 134 amino acids. Lineage: Eukaryota; Fungi; Basidiomycota; Exobasidiomycetes; Georgefischeriales; Tilletiariaceae.